AUGAGGACUAUUGUUGACGCUGUUCAGUUUCUCCUUCUCAUUUGCUUGGCUGUCGUUAUCCGCGCCGAAUUUCAUCGGCAGAUUUUCGUCAGGCCAGGUGGCGUUUUUCAUAAAGAAUCAAUCGAAAGGGUUCGUUAAAAAAGCUUGUCAUCAGAAAUGUUUUUAGGACGGUGUCACCUGUGUUUUUGAAUAUAGAUGUCAGGGUGGUACCGGCGAGGUUUGUCUCGAUAUGUAUGUAAUCCUUACGACUUUCAAGAAUUGGGAUCUUUCGCUCAUGGAAGGAAUUUCCAAGGGUCAUGCGGUUUGCCAUGCCCAACGGUCCGGGGAAACUACGAGCUACCUGUAUUUCCAAGAUUUCUCUUUACGAAUUGAGGGUCCAGCCGAAAUGAUAACCGGCCAAGCCUAUGUAAUAACCAUUCCAUUCUUACGCGCUUAGUCUCAAAUGGGAGUUCCGCUUUUGUCGAACGAGUUCUUGGUUGAUCUGAAGAAAAAGGAAGGUAACGCUUUCUUGUCAAAUUCAACUUUUUUAGUUUCGCACGUCAACGGAAAGUUCAAAAACGCGUUGGUGCAUGUUUCAUCAGAAUAUAUACGCUUGCCCGAACAGGACCUAUAA
Molecule: messenger RNA, 613 nt
Organism: Spirometra erinaceieuropaei
Lineage: Eukaryota; Metazoa; Platyhelminthes; Cestoda; Diphyllobothriidea; Diphyllobothriidae
Source: the annotation of a GenBank genome assembly